Molecule: messenger RNA, 1784 nt
Organism: Quercus lobata
Lineage: Eukaryota; Viridiplantae; Streptophyta; Magnoliopsida; Fagales; Fagaceae
Product: zinc transporter 4, chloroplastic-like
Exons: 4
Coding region: 311-1555 (414 amino acids)
Biological process (GO): zinc ion transmembrane transport
Cellular component (GO): plasma membrane
Molecular function (GO): zinc ion transmembrane transporter activity
Source: RefSeq, a predicted model, not a curated record
UCGACACUAUCGCGCUCAUUCUCAUGCAAAAAGUCCCAACAAAAGGCUUCUUCUUCCUCCGUUGCCCCUAACCUCUCGUCAAAAACCUCAAAAUAUGUCGACACUCUCUGUCUCUCUCUCUCCCACAUUAGCUCAUCGAAUUUCGACACGAAACUGUACGCAGAAUCAAAUUGGAACCAAGCGCACUCCAUACGCCACAAAGGCAUUAGAAUAAAUAAACACACUACUAGUUUUCGAUCCCCACCGAUCACUCCAAAGUCUCUUUUUGAAAAAAAAGCAUAAAUCCGAGAUUCUAGUCAUCUCUCUUCCCAUGUCAUUCAUUGAGGAUCUCUGGUCUCUGCUCUGUCUCGAAUGGUUCAGAACAAAACUCCAGACUUUGCCAGACUCGAUCUUUAGCACAGUUUCGGAAUCUAUGUCGAGCGCGAGCUGUAAAGAUGGCGAGUUAGAGAAUUGCCGAGACGAGUCAACGGCUUUGAUUCUCAAACUCGUGGCCAUAGCUUCGAUUUUGAUUGCUGGAGUGGUUGGAAUCGCGAUUCCACUCGUGGGAAGGAACCGCCGAUUCCUUCGUACCGACGGAAAUGUGUUUGUUGCGGCGAAAGCUUUCGCUGCCGGUGUAAUUCUCGCAACCGGGUUUGUCCACAUGUUGUCGGGCGGGUCGGAGGCGCUAUCCGACCCGUGUUUGCCCGAGUACCCGUGGUCCAAGUUUCCAUUUUCUGGGUUUUUUGCCAUGGUGGCUUCGCUGGUGACCCUAUUCGUUGACUUUGUUGGGACCCAGUAUUAUGAAAGGAAACAGAGAGUAAUUGAGGAAAAGAUCAGGGUCGGGUCGGAGGACCCGGGUUUGGAGAGUGGGAUUGUGACGGCUUUGGAUGGGAAUGGUGGGAAAGUGUUUGGAGAAGAAGAAGGUGGUGGAAUCCAUAUUGUGGGGAUGCAUGCACAUGCGGCGCACCAUAGACAUUCUCAUCCACAUGGACAGGAUGCAUGUGAUGGAUACGUGAGUGAUCAUGGACAUGGACAUGGACAUGGGAAUGGGCAUGGGCAUUCUCAUGGGAUUGAUGAUGAUGAGGAGGAUGGGGGUGUUAGACACGUCGUCGUUUCACAGGUUUUGGAACUUGGGAUUGUAUCACAUUCAGUUAUCAUUGGACUAUCACUAGGGGUUUCACAAAGUCCAUGUACUAUAAGACCCUUAAUUGCAGCAUUAUCCUUCCAUCAAUUCUUUGAAGGAUUUGCACUUGGAGGUUGCAUCUCCCAAGCCCAGUUUAAAAAUCUAUCAGCAACAGUGAUGGCAUGCUUUUUUGCCUUGACAACCCCAGCAGGGAUUGCUGUUGGGAUUGGCAUUGCUUCAUUCUACAAUCCGUACAGUGUUGGCGCUCUGGUUACUGAAGGCAUCUUGGAUUCAAUGUCAGCUGGCAUUUUGGUUUACAUGGCUUUGGUGGACUUAAUUGCUGCUGAUUUCUUGAGUAAGAGGAUGAGCUGCAACUUUAGACUGCAACUAGUAUCUUAUUUUACACUCUUCCUUGGGGCUGGAUUGAUGUCUUCAUUAGCAAUUUGGGCCUGAUUAUUAAUAUAUUUGUUUAGAUUUCUCGCUUUUUGUGUGUAAUUGUGGCAAUGCAUCAAAAUUCUUUCUUUUUGGUUUCUCUUAGCAAGGAGAGGGUAGGAAGAAAAAAGGUUUGUAUUCAUAGCUUUUGAUUAAAAAAAGAAAAGAAAAAAAAGAAUACUCUUUUCUCCGUUCUGUAUUGCUGACCAAUAUAUUCCCCCCACGUGAUAAAUAUUGUUUUUAACUUUAA